Molecule: messenger RNA, 2517 nt
Organism: Paramuricea clavata
Lineage: Eukaryota; Metazoa; Cnidaria; Anthozoa; Malacalcyonacea; Plexauridae
Source: the annotation of a GenBank genome assembly
GUCCCUAACACGAUAAUUUUUUAAGAAUAUUCUUACAAAUGAAAAAUCGCCUAAAAAUAUCACUUUUAAUUACAAAAUUAUCAAUUUCCAAACAUAUAUAUGUUAGGUAUGAUACGUAAUGUAAGCUUCAAUUUAAGGUAACAUUCAACCACAAACGCUUCGCAAAACGUUUUAAAACGCAAAACGUUUUAAAACGCAAAACGUUUUAGCGCGUCGAGGAGGAUGUAACCGGAACCACAACUCAUGUAUUUACGUCAUGCUGACACGCAGUGCUGGUAUCUUUACGUCAUGCGAUAUUGCAUCAGUGCGUUUCGCUGACUAAUCCUUGCAUCAUGCUGACUAAUAUAAUAGUGUAACCGUGUUAACAUAAUGUCCAUCAUUUCAUUCGCUUUUUAACCAAUGAAAACGAGGCCUGGGGAACGACGAAGCACCCGCCCUUCAACUAUAAAGCCAACGUAACAAAUACAGUUGAUAACUGAUGUGCAUUAACAGUGGUCAUCUAUCUUGUUAAGACUUAAGAUGUCGAAGAGUAGAGUAUUUGUGAUUGGGGCUAGUGGUAAUGUUGGCAAAGCUACAAUAAAUGCACUUGCAAGAAACUACGGAGAGAAGCUUGAUAUCAGAGCUGGCGUGCGAAACCCUGAGAAAGUUGCUGAAUUUACAUCCCUUCAGGGCGUCACAGUCGUGCGAGCGGAGAUGGGCAAACGAGAUGAGCUUAUUGAGAUCUUCAAAGAUGUCGACGUACUGUUUAUUGUCGUGCCAGGCGCUGGUGAUCGUGUAGAGUUAACCCGUGUGACAGCUGAGGCUGCAAAGGAGGCGGGGGUAAAACAUAUCCUUUGCUUGGGCUCUCCUACACCAAACAUUUCAAUUGGUAAACAGAUGUACGAUAUCGAGGAGAUCAUAACAAAUCUUGGUCUAAAUUACACAAUCCUUCGUCUACCCUGGUUCAUGGAUAAUUAUUUUGCCUUUAAAGAAACUAUACAGAAAUUAUCAGUGGUUUAUGAUUCUGUAGAUCCGACCAAACGUUUUUCCGCCAUCUGCAUGGAUGAUCUCGGCUUAGCAGCAGCAGUCGUUCUGUCUUCUCCUGAAAAACACGCAGGCAAGAAAUACCUCCUGGUGAGCGACAGACACUCGUUCAAAGAUUUAGUGAAAGCGUUCAGCGAAGCUCUGGACAAAGACGUGAAAUACAUACAACAAUCGUACGAAGAAGCAAAGGUAGUGUGGUUGCAGAAAGGUGUUCCUGAGCAGAUUGUCGAUGGUUUGAUUGAGUAUUGGAAAGAAGCCAAUGCGGGUAAAUACGAAGAAGGAAAUGAUAAUGAUUUCGCAGCUAUUACAGAAAAACAGCCAACAAGCGUAGCUGCAUGGGUCCAACGAUAUGCUAGUGUGUUCAAGUAAACAUUAUUGUUCGCAUGUUACUAACUAUUUAUAUUAAUAUUGGGCUUCUCAAGAAAGUCUAGAUAGGUUUGGUGUCAAGUGUUUAGACAUGCGUGCGUAGGUUGAAGAUUAAUUCAAUUAAUGUAAAUAAGGAAAUGCCCAAUGCUCUUUCUUCCUCUGGAUGUGUGGAAGCCCGGUGUGACGCGAAAUUCCUGACUUGCGAAAUAUCUGACUAUUGUAGAACUGCGCAUCCGCAGACGAUGCGCAUGAAUGACUUUGGCUCAUAAAUUUCGCAACUGAACAGACAACACGUGUAUUUAUAAAGCCAUUUUAUUUAUACAUAAAUUUUCCAACAUUAAUUCUACAAUUGAUCAGCUGAAUUGACACUAUACCACUGAUUGUGAACGUUAUAAUAAACCUUGAAUCGUAGAUAUGGAAAAAUCACUCGAAAAGCGAUCUUAGUGAUAUAAAAUAGACUCCAGUUUCAAAGGUUAUGCCGUAUAUGCAUUACUAUACUAUAAGCACUAAAAAUCGUUUCGCGUUUGACCUUCUCACUACUUCGUAAGCAGCAACGAUGAGUUCGAAGUUCAUGAGUUGGCCGUUUAGAUUUGGCGAUGUCUAUGCUAGAAACAUUUGGUAACAUCGCAUAUGGACUUAAAAAUCGUUUCGACCGACCGUAUUUAGCAAACGUCGUGUAUUUCGCGGUCACGACCACACAAUUCGCUUUGAAAUUUAAAGUGUUUGUGAUUGAAACUUAGCGAUGUCGAUUUGAAAUAUUUAACGAAGUAUUAGAAAUUAACAUCAUGAUUAUUUUAUCUAAACUCUAAAAAACAGUUUUGGCCGAGUUAGAAUUUAGCAAGCGUCAUGUAUUUCGCGCCUGUACGCGCGAAAUUUCUGACCCGUCACGCUAGGUCAGGUAUUUAGCAGAGGUCAGGAAUUUCGCUUGACAGGUCAUAACUCGCAAACCUGUACUCUAAAUUACAAUUUUGACCAAAUAGAAUUAUUGUCCUUUUCUCUGACUCUGUUAAUUGUGAGUAUGUUGUUCUGAGGGAUUCAGAUCAAUUGGAAAUAAGGCUAUUAAAUGAGGCUAGUAUUUUAUAUGUUUAUUAAAUAUAUUCCAUAUAUAUUCGAUUUCAUUGUUUUAAC